Messenger RNA from [Torrubiella] hemipterigena, 2069 nucleotides. NCBI's taxonomy places the organism in Eukaryota, Fungi, Ascomycota, Sordariomycetes, Hypocreales, Clavicipitaceae. The record is from the annotation of a GenBank genome assembly.
GCUUAUACGUCACGCGACUUUUCCAGCAGCCUUAUUUGGGUUCCCCUCGAUUUAUCAGACUUGACGAGCGUUAUGCAAGCUGCGGCUUUCAUCACAUCUAGAGAGAGAAAAGUAGAUAUUUUGAUCAACAAUGCUGGUCAACUGACGACAUGCCUUGAGAAAACCCCAGCGGGCUGGGAAAUGGUCAUGGCAGUGUGUCAUGUCGGCCAUUUUGUACUCACGAACCAACUGCUACCUCUGUUGGAAAAUGCCGAUGCAGAGAAAAACUCGGAUGUUCGAAUCGUCACCAUCUCAUCCAACGUCGUCGGAGUUUUCCUUCCGCACGACUAUCCUUUUGCAUUCAAUUCGACAGGCUAUCUAUACGGCACUCAGCCUUUUGAACCUUGGAAGUUUCGGCAUAUUCAGCGCCACUUCUUCACUAUGGACAUGAUGAGAUACAGCCUGGCAAAAGCUGCCAACAUGAUAUUUGCGCGAGAACUUCAGCGCAGAUUGGAUGCACGUGGAUCUGGCAUUAUAUCCAUAUCAGUCCAUCCCGGUGGUGUCAAGAGUGAUGCAGCCCUUGCGAUAUUCACCAACUUUAUGAAACCAGUCAUGCGGCAAGUUAUGGUUUCGGAAGAUCAAGGCUCCUUUACAACUCUUUUUGCAGCAACCGCCCCGCAGGCAAGAUCGGAUGCAAAUAGAUACAAAGGUGCCUAUAUCGAGCCGGUUGGAAAAGUUACUCCGCAGCAUCCUGUAACCAACGACAAAGAGCAGACUAGUGGAUUAUGGGAUACGACGACUGCCGUAGUCUCCGAAUAUCUUGAGGAACAUGCUUGCGGGUCGCUACGUGAGUGGUAAUGGAUAGAACUCUCUUUCUUCAUUGCGUGUAUUACUCAUGUUUUACCCUGCAUCAUUGGACAAAGAUGAGCACCAGCUUUCACUAAUAGAUUCAUUUCAAUUUUCAAUUUUUUAUUCUUGUUCUUGAACCUGAGCUUCUAAAAUUGAUGUAUGUAUUGUAGACGCACAACUAGCAAUGUCUAAUAAAUCCAACGCUAUCCACCUUUAAAAUAUGACUUGUAGAGACUUUUAUCUAGGCCUCAUCCCAUGUCUAAAACUCGCUAAAUAUUCCCUCUUUUGAGCACCUUAGUUUACAACCUUCAAUGUCUCAGUGGUGGAAAGCUUCUGGGGGACCUCAGGGUGAGGCUGGGCCUCAUCACCGUAGUUGAGGUGAGCGCGGAGCUUCCAGUCCUCAGGAACAGCAAGGAACUUCUUGAUGGCUUCCUCAACAGGGGGGAUGGCGUUGAGGUGCUGCAAGUUGGCGCCUAGGCCCUCGAGCUCAAGAGAAGACCAGACAAGAAUCUGAGCCAUGCCGCUUGAGUGAUGAGAGAACUCGUCGAACAUGUGAGCGGCAGAGGCGUGCGUCUUGCCCGACUCAGCGAUAACGUUGGCGCUAUCGAAGAAAGCGACGGAGCCAUAGGCACCCUUGUGCAUCUGGAAAAUACCCUGCAUUGUCUUCCAGACUUCUUCACCAGCACCCUUGAGGACGGGCUCAGCGGCGGCAGAGAUAGCAUCCCAGAGCGCAGCGUGCUUGGCUCCAGUGACGAGGACGAUGCGCAGAGGCUGGGUGUUGUAGGAAGAGGGAGUGAAGGAGAGAACCUCUUCAAGAAUCUCCUGAACACGCUUGUCGGAGACAGCGGAGGUGUUUUUCAAGCCGUAGACACUGCGUCUGUGCUUGGCAGCAGCAAGGAACUGAGCAGCGGAAAUUGUGCUAGACAUUUUGACUGGUGUGGUGGUGGUGGGUGUAGGCUUUACAGCAGACUGCUUUUCGGAAAGAGACGAUGUAGUAGGCUUGCUACCAAAGAAUCUUCUCAACUUUGUGCUCAGCUCGGGCAUUGGCAAAUGAAAUUUAUGUAUAGGUUGUCCUUGGGACUAAUAAGUGUGAUGGUAAGUGCUUUUGAAAGGUGAAGUUGUUAUUGUUAAUAGGCUAUUCUUCAGGGUCGACAAGCACGGUAUUAUAUAUUAGGAGAAAAAAAAUGUAUAUUGUAAGCAAUAACUAAUAGGAAAUUAGAGGCUACCAUUUUUCUGUGUUU